GAAUGACACAAAAAUUUCAACAAAUCCAACACAUUAAAAUGAAUUCACCUCAGCUGAAAUCGUCUGUCAAACAAUUUCAUUGCAGUUUGUGAUUGCUAAGCACAAAGAUUGUUGUUUUUGUAAAAUAAUUUUUUAAAUAAUAAAAGUGAAAAUACUAUUUGUUAUGGCGGAAUCAUUGGAUGUUACUUUCGAGGGUAAAGAACUGAAAAAUAUAUUUUCAGCUGGCGAGACGUUGUUUGAUGAAUUAGAAGAAACGUCCUUACCUUUCUCGAGUGCAGAUUUUCAGAAUAAAGUAAAGCAGUCCAUUGAAUGUUUUGAAGAUGCUACUCGUAUUGUCAGUGAAGUCGGGAUGUUCAGUCCUAAUGAACUAAUUGAUGAAGUCUCUACAGAAUCUGUACAGUACUUGUUGCUACCAUUCUAUUUGGGUAAACUAACACUAAAGUUGAACACUCAUGAGCGACUGGAGAUAUUAAAAGUAGCGGAAGUGUACUUUAAUGAUUUUCUGAAGCGGUGCAAUGAAUACGAAUUGUGCGAUAACAAAAAUGUUGAAGUGGAGAAGUCGCAAGUGAAGGAAAUUUCCGGGAACAGUUUGGCAUCUUUGUUACGCGCCGCCAACUCUCGAAAUGAGAAAAUUGCUUUGUAUUCAAAAAAGAAGCAGUUGAUAAGUGAUAUUAAAAAUUUAAAAGAAAUGAUAAAAAUUAAAGACGUCGAUGAAGAAGUAAAGCGUGAAUUCUAUUUAAAACUUAUAAGAAAGAGCAUAAUUGAUGCAACCGAAGAAGUUGAUAGUGUUAAUCUUGAAAAGAAAAUGGCAGAGAUGCGAAAAACGUCCGCAUUACUUGGAGAGGAAAAUACGUCGUCCGAGCAUGACAUUACAGUUAAGAAAGCACAUAACCAUCAUGGUCACACACAUGGCAAACAAAAUCCAAAACCGUUGCGUCCGUUUAUUAUAACACGCGAUGCGACACAAAAGGCAGUUUUUGGUAUGGGUUAUCCCAGUUUGCCCAUAAUGACCGUUGAUGAAUUUUAUACACAACGUGUAGAGGAUGGAAUUUUUCCUGAUGAAGAAAAAGUUGCAAAAAUGAAUAUUGCUCAAGCUAUAGCCGCUGCACAAGAUCCCAACGAAAAGGAAGAUCAAGAAAAAGCUGUUCUGGAGGAACAAAUCGAGAAUGAUGACCCAGACAAUUUGGCACGUAUGCGUCGCAUGGACGAAUAUAAAGAUGUGGUACGUCGUGGUGAUGGCAACCGCUACAACCGAAGUUAAUUUUAAUACACAAUGUAACCACUCAUAGUCUGAUAUAAAUUUACUUUCUAAAUCACAAUAUAUUUAAUAUAAGUAUCAUAUUCUAUUACUAAAUACUAUUUACUAAUUAAUAUGUAAAAGCCACCAAUAAACAAAUGUUUUACUAAGUA
Molecule: messenger RNA, 1410 nt
Organism: Teleopsis dalmanni
Lineage: Eukaryota; Metazoa; Arthropoda; Insecta; Diptera; Diopsidae
Gene: Tap42
Product: immunoglobulin-binding protein 1
Exons: 1
Coding region: 164-1261 (365 amino acids)
Biological process (GO): regulation of signal transduction; regulation of dephosphorylation
Cellular component (GO): cytosol
Molecular function (GO): protein phosphatase 2A binding
Source: RefSeq, a predicted model, not a curated record